Messenger RNA from Aureobasidium musti, 1521 nucleotides. Lineage: Eukaryota; Fungi; Ascomycota; Dothideomycetes; Dothideales; Saccotheciaceae. The record is from the annotation of a GenBank genome assembly.
AUGGGGAAAGUGUUCUUCGUUGGUUGGGCGCUGUGGGAGAAAAUGACCUUUGUCCUUGCCUGCCUUAUUGUAUNNGUCCUGACUAUCUUUGCUGGCUGCCUCAAGCUAUGGUACACGCACCACAAACUUCGAAAAUACGAGAAGAACGGUCCUCGGCCAAUCAAUCGUGAGAAGAGUAUCAUCCGCAGCUUGAGUAUGCGCAAAGGCCCAAAGAAGCAGNAAGCAGAAACAAAAGAAAAGUCGGCCAACGAGGUUAUGGUCCAAAAGAGACGUCUGAUGGACGAUGGACCAAAGAUUCCGUUCGGUAUCCGAGCGAUCGAAAGCGGCAUUGAGGUCGAUGGUGUAUGGAUUUCUCGCAGCAACACACCAGCUGCAAGCAUACGCGAGCCCUCUUCAAGCUCUAUAUCAGCCUACAGACCCGUCCCACAACAGAGUCGACAAGGCUCAUUGACAGACGUUGGGAUGACUCUUACGAACAAUGGCACAGAAACCUCGCCAUUCGAUGGAUCUGUCGCGUCGUCUUCAAGAGAGCCAAGCCAGACGCUUUCUAUGGAUCGUUCGAUGUCUAUCGGCAGUAUUGGGAGUAACCCACCAUCCUCCCCUGAGCCUGUUGCUUCAGCUUCUCGUCGGUACCCUCCGCACUCAUACCAAAGAUAUGAAGGCAGUAGCUCAAAACAUUUCCGCAAUGCUCAUACUCUUGAAACUAGGAUUCCCACUGGCAUGCCAACUGAUCCAGCCAGAAUUGUCAGCUACCAUAGCUCCUACUCAGGUUCGUCGAGAGGAGGCAGCAGUGGAAGCAAUGACCUACCAGCAUCAUAUCUCGACUUUGCAAGACCACCUCCAGUCCACUCUAGCGGCAAUCCGGCAUUUGACGACGCUCUUCAGACCCACCGUAUGUCACAGGUAGCUGAAACAGGGCGUCUGGUACCUAGAAGUCGCCGUACCGGUACCUCCGGAGACUGGACUUCAUCGCCUUCGGGGGCAAGCGAAGUACAUAACUUUUCCCUUCCAAGCUCACAGUCACCUCCACCUCCUGGCUCAUCCAGUUCUAACAACACGUCCAAUCCUUUCACUACUCCUGUGUCAGAGAAGCAUCCGGAGGUCGAAUUUCCAGAGCCCAAGACACCCGCCUCAGAGUCUAAAUCGCGUCGCGGGUCAAGCAUGUCGUACACACGCCCAGAUCCGACUGUGCUACGCGCAGUAAACUCAGGCUUUGCCGUGCUCAAGCCAGGUACAUUGGAAGCAGAGGCUGCAGCCAAAGAAUCUGCUCAGGGCGUGGCAUACCACCACGCGCGAGCACGAUCAGCAAGCUUCGACAGUAACGAGAGACGGCAUAGUCGUAAGCUGCAAAAGAAACGUCGACCCAGCAAUAGCUCACACGAGUCAAAAUCGAGCUUCGACGCUGCGUCUGACCUCGAGCGUGGUGAUGUCAAGUACAGCUUCGACCAGCACCAACCUUCUGACCACGACAUUGAACAUGGCUCGCAAAUUGAAGCAUCGGGUUCAAAGUACAAGUUUUAA